AUGUCGGUGUCGGCCGUCUUUAUUCUAGAUUCUAAAGGAAAAGUCCUAAUAUAUCGAAACUAUCGUGAUGAUGUUGAUAUGAACGUUAUUGAAAAAUUUUUGCCCAUUGUUAUCGAAAGGGAAGAGGAAGGCCAGGUUUCACCUGUUAUCCACUUUGAGGGCGCCAGCUUCAUCUACGUUAAAUAUAACUAUCUUUAUCUUGUUGUACUUACAAAAAGAAACGCGAACGCUGCUCUUGUGUUUGCAUUUUUGUAUAGACUGAUUAAUAUUUUUCUUGAAUAUUUUAAAGAUCUCGAGGAAGAGAGCAUCCGGGACAAUUUUGUCAUCACAUAUGAGCUUCUUGAUGAGGUUAUGGAUUUUGGUUACCCACAAACAACUGACUCAAAAAUCCUGCAAGAAUAUAUCACCCAACAAAGCAGCAAGCUAGAAAUUGCUCCAAGACCGCCGAUGGCAGUAACUAAUGCCGUCUCUUGGCGGUCAGAAUCUGUGAAGUACCGAAGAAAUGAAGUUUUUCUCGAUGUAAUAGAAAGUGUCAACUUACUGGUUAGUUCCACAGGUAAUGUUCUACGUAGCGAAAUUGUGGGAUGCAUCAAAAUGAAGGUUUACCUAUCGGGUAUGCCGGAGUUGCGUUUGGGUGUAAAUGACAAACUUCGAUUUGAGUCAAAUGGAACGCAAGGAAAAGGCAAGUCAGUGGAAUUAGAAGACAUCAAGUUCCACCAGUGUGUGCGCUUGUCGCGUUUCGAGAACGAUCGGACGAUAUCAUUCAUCCCACCUGACGGUGAAUUCGAACUCAUGUCUUACCGGUUAAACACGCACGUCAAGCCUCUUAUUUGGGUUGAAUCUGUGAUUGAGAAACACGCCCACAGUCGCGUGGAGUAUAUGGUAAAGGCUAAAGCCCAAUUCAAACGUCGGAGCACAGCCAACCAGGUGGAGAUCCUGAUCCCAGUACCGAGCGAUGUGGAUUCGCCCCGUUUCAAGACCACAGUCGGCGCCUGCAAGUACAUGCCGGAGGAUAGCGUGGUGGUGUGGUCGAUAAAAAGCUUCCCCGGUGGCAAGGAGUACAUAAUGCGCGCCAGCUUCGGACUUCCCUCGGUGGAGGGCGACAGUUCCACCGAGUCACGGCCUCCGAUCUCCGUCCGCUUCGAGAUUCCCUACUUCACCGUCUCCGGUCUUCAGGUCCACUACUUGAAGAUUAUUGAGAAAAGUGGUUACCAUGCCUUGCCGUGGGUUCGUUAUAUUACGCAAAACGGCGAUUAUCAACUUCGAAUGGUGUGA
Molecule: messenger RNA, 1275 nt
Organism: Mesocestoides corti
Lineage: Eukaryota; Metazoa; Platyhelminthes; Cestoda; Cyclophyllidea; Mesocestoididae
Source: the annotation of a GenBank genome assembly